This is a messenger RNA of Schistosoma turkestanicum, 857 nucleotides long. NCBI's taxonomy places the organism in Eukaryota, Metazoa, Platyhelminthes, Trematoda, Strigeidida, Schistosomatidae. The record is from the annotation of a GenBank genome assembly.
UAUAUAAAUACGUAGAAAACUAUGUGUAGACUGACUAAAUAUACAUUGAAUUGAUUGUUUCAUAUAAUUUUUAUCCAGUUCUAUUCUAUUCUGAUUCUCCUAUUCAAUGAUGAUACACAGAUCUACUGAUAUGGAAUUAUCUUUUACUAAUCAAUCAACCCAAGUAUCUGAAAUAUUACCAAGUUGUUUAGUUGACGCUGAAUCGUACACUACACAUCAAACAAGCGAAACAGUUAAUGAGAUAUGGAAUCAAUUGGAAACUUACAAAAACACUGCAUUUAUUGAUUUAGACGAAAUUCACUUAACCGAUAAUCAUUCAUUAGAUAAUAUUAUUAAAGAAUCAUUUACAUGUUCCAUAUGUCAUGGUCUAUUAGUUCGAGCACGUCUUUUAUCAUGUGGUCAUCAAUUUUGUCGUGAAUGUUUAUAUUAUUGGUUUAAAGUACGUUAUGCAUGUCCAUUGUGUAGAACACGUGUACAUACUAAUGUUUCAGCUAUACAUGUUGAUAAUUUUUUGGAUGAUCUCAUUGAACAUGGAUCGAAUGAAGCAUUGAAAUGUCAACGUAAACAACGUAAAACUGAACAAACAAGUGCACUUAUAGAUUGUAAAUAUGAAACAAGAAAUUCUAGUUGUGUACUACGUACUGUUACUGAAAGUUAUGUUCAAACUACAGCUUAUGUUGAUAGUACACAAUCUAACGUACUGACUAAUUCGUCCUAAUCAAAUGAACCAACUUCAUAUUGAAAUAUGAACUAAUCACAUUGAACAAUGAGCAAUAAUCAUUAACAAUUUUACAUAUUCUCUUUUAUUGUUUACAUCAUUUGUGCAUAACGAAUAAAUAAUCUCUUAUAUAUUAUAA